AUGCAUUUCCCGGCCCUCCUUAUAAGACAGACCAUGGUUGGGCUGGUUAAGGUUCCCUCAUCUCACAUCCGGGCGGUACCGUGCAUUUCUGGCAUUCGUCACAAACCCUUACCCAAGGCUGCACUGCAGCUUGACGGAAAGUCAUUGGUGCAGGUUUUGUUAGGCCCACUACCGCAUGAGGCGAUCGUUAAGAGGAAUGGAGGAGCCAACUCAUUCUCAGAUAGUCCCCUGGUGGGCGGACAGGCGGGAGGCGUGCUGUCACACGUCAUGAGAAAGGACUACGAAGGCCUAAAUUUUGGUUCCGGCCAGUCGGGACGGCUAGAUCGCCAAGUGCCAGUUACCGAGAAGUGCGCCUCGUGGAUAGUCCAAGCCCAGUUGUUGCAGAGGCCGUUCUAUGUCGUUGGACGGCGCUGCUGCUUGUCAAGUGUUCGGACUCUCAGACGGGCGCGAGCGCUUUUUGCUAUUCGGCCAGCUCUUGCGGUAAGGCGGCCUUGGGAUCCUGGAUCACCCGAGGAGGUCAUCUUGGACGUCUGUGCGGGUGUACCAUUAACUGUUGCAUGGAGACACUCGAGGCUGGUCUUCUUGGGCCCCUCUUUUUCUUUUUCUUUCCCAACGGUCACCGGCACGGAAAUCGAUGCAAGCCAGAGACAGGCGGACGGGCGGAAGAUGCCUCCGAGACCAUUGGAGAAGCAGAUCAGGCUCGUCGAGUGUGGCACAGGGCUUGACCCCAGCUGCACGAAGCACGGGGGAGGAGGUGAGGGAGAGGGGAGGGAGCGAUUUAGAAACCAGGAUCUAUCCGAUCUAUCACAUGGCGGUGAAUCUGGCUGCCGCGCAUGGGGAUCCCAGGUACUCCGGAUGUCACCUUUCAAGGUGAGGGGGGAUGGUGUCGCUCGGAUCAAGGAUGGGCGGCAUUCUACUGGAGGAGGGGGGAAGAUGCUACACAGGAUCUCAACGGUCGAGGGGAUGCAGAUGGGCAUGAAGAAAUACGAAGAGGUAUUGCAUGACACCCGUCCUAGCCCUGAUCCCCGAUCAGAAGAUGAAGACAGGUCGGCAGCUGCACCCCACUUUGGUGCGGCAGAUCUCCCUUUCCCUAGGAUGAGGAGAGGAUCGACAUUGAAGCAUCCCCGCCAGGUUGUCGCGGAUCACUUUUCCCACCCCCUGGCCGUGGGAUAUUAUCUCCACGCUGCAAGGUGUGAGUCAGUAAGGAACUCCUCGCGGCUUUAUACUGCAUUAACCGGUUGGGAGACCCCCACUGCGUGCAAGAACCGCGAUCCACAGGCCCGGCGUCAGCGCCUAAAGGAGCAUUUCCGGAGCCUAUCGUCUGUACCGGGUACAUGGGACUAUGUACGAAAUGUAGGUGGAUAUGGGCUAAUGCACGCGCCAUCCCUGAUUCAUCCCAGCCAAUCCAGGGCCAUAGCCCUUCCCAGAGCUGCGACAUGUUAUACUACCCAUGGAGCUCUGCCCGAUCCAGUCCGACUGGAAGGCAAGUGUGCAACGCUCGGUCCUCUUAGCUGCACAGUCGGGAUUGUCGUCCCUUGA
Molecule: messenger RNA, 1539 nt
Organism: Aspergillus welwitschiae
Lineage: Eukaryota; Fungi; Ascomycota; Eurotiomycetes; Eurotiales; Aspergillaceae
Exons: 7
Coding region: 1-1539 (512 amino acids)
Source: RefSeq, a predicted model, not a curated record